Messenger RNA from Labeo rohita (rohu), 1793 nucleotides. It is a transcript of the gene tmed4, whose product is annotated as transmembrane p24 trafficking protein 4. Gene Ontology annotation, cellular component: COPII-coated ER to Golgi transport vesicle; endoplasmic reticulum; endoplasmic reticulum-Golgi intermediate compartment. Gene Ontology annotation, biological process: intracellular protein transport; endoplasmic reticulum to Golgi vesicle-mediated transport; positive regulation of canonical NF-kappaB signal transduction. NCBI's taxonomy places the organism in Eukaryota, Metazoa, Chordata, Actinopteri, Cypriniformes, Cyprinidae. The transcript has 5 exons. The coding region runs from base 69 to 737 and encodes 222 amino acids. The record is from RefSeq and is a predicted model, not a curated record.
UGAGUGAGAAUCGAGCGACUCUGAAAUCGAUUCUCAUCCCUGGAUUGACUGAGUGAGGGGUGAUUUGGAUGGAGAUGAAGGCGUUGUUGUCCUGUUCCGGGCUUUUGCUUCUAUUUGCGUGGCUUUCUCCAAGCCAAGCCCUUUAUUUCCACAUCGGAGAGACGGAGAAGAAAUGUUUCAUAGAAGAAAUACCCGACGAAACCAUGGUGAUCGGGAGAUACAGAACACAGCUGUGGGACAAACAGGCUGGCUCUUUUCUCCCAUCCACCCCUGGUUUAGGCAUGCAUGUGGAAAUCAAAGAUCCUGAUACCAAGAUCAUCCUGUCCCGUCAGUACGGCUCAGACGGCCGCUUCACCUUCACAUCCCACACACCAGGCGAGCAUCAAAUUUGCCUCCACUCCAAUUCCACCAAGAUGGCGCUGUUUGCUGGAGGAAAACUGAGAGUCCACUUGGACAUUCAGGUUGGUGAACACACCAACAACUACCCUGAAAUCGCAGCCAAAGACAAACUGACCGAGCUGCAGCUGAGGGUCCGACAGCUCCUGGACCAGGUGGAACAGAUCCAAAAAGAGCAGAACUACCAGCGGUACCGUGAGGAGCGUUUCCGAAUGACGAGCGAGAGCACGAACCAGCGUGUUCUGUGGUGGUCUAUCGCUCAGACCAUCAUCCUCAUCAUCACCGGCAUCUGGCAAAUGAGACAUCUCAAGAGCUUCUUUGAGGCCAAAAAGCUGGUGUGAAGAGCAGACAGCAUUACAAAGACAAUAACUCAAGUAACAUUCAUUGCCGCUAUGGUUUGCAAGCAUGGAAAUACUCAGUGCUUCAUUUCAAUGUUCUUUUUAAAUUAAAUUCGGUCCAACUAUAUCUUGAGCAGACAAAUUCAGACACAAACUCAGACUAUUAACAACCCUUAAUUCUGCUGUACAUCUGAUACCCAUUUAUCAUACAUGUGUAGCAUCUAGAACAUUGUUCAUGUUACUAAAAUGUGUGAUAUGAAAAUGUUAUGCCUUUAAAGUGAUGAUCAUUAUGGGGUGCAUGGAAACUACUGUUGACUUCAAGGUUGUAUUACUGAUAAAUGUGAAGAAUCAAGCCAAUCAAACUAAUCAUUUCAGCAUUUCGCAACAUUUUUUAAUAUGUAUAUAUUGAGCUAUUUUGAAGAUUUUGAAAAAUUUGUUUUGGGCUCUUAAACAGGUUUGAUGUUCAUGAUUUUGAGGGGAAAUGAUUCAAGCUAAUUGACUGUAGCUUGCAUAGUAGCUGUUUAGACCAAAAUAUAAAUACAUAUUUUAGGAAUUUUCUUACUUAGUGGUUUACAAAAGUGAUUUUUGCUGUUCUCUGUGUUUCAUGCUUUAUUUAUUUAUGGCACUGACCACAUUUAAAACGUAAUUCCAGUAGAUGUAAUAGACAGGAAUGUCUGUAUUUAAUGAAAACUUUAGGUUUUCCGGGUUCUUUUCUGGGUUUCAGGAUUAUAUGUUCUUUAUAGGAUCUUUGGAAAUUUUUGUACUGGCUUCUUACAAGUACCAAUUUAUAAAAAUGCUGGUUUGCAUGAUGCACAAUGUCAGAAUCCUCCAUAUAAUGUGACAGUUUGAAGGUUAUUUAUAGGUUAAAGCAGCUCUGUAUUCUGAAGUGUCGUUCAAGCUUUGUAAUAAAGUGUUCAUCAGUGUGCAUGCAGAUACUUAAGAGUACAUGUACAUGUGGUACUUAAUACAUUAUGUUUGACACAUCAUUCAUAAACAGUCUAAGUUUCUUUGUCUGUUUUAGUUGAGUUGUUUCUUUAAAUUAAAUGUGUUUUAAAUUUA